AAGUUGUUGUUGGACGGACAAGAAAAGUUCUUCAGGGAAACGGGAGGUCUCCCCCUCCAAGCUGAGCCAGCACGUCUGGAACGUAUGGGGGGCCCCAUAUAUAGAUGCUUUCCUUGUCUAGGAAUCAUUACUUGUCCUUCCUCACACUUCCCAACAGAUUCCCAUUCCUUCAGCAGUCGGACAUCUCCCCGUGUCUGACAAUGGCUCUCAAUGUCCCUGGCUUGGUCGCCGUCAUCUUCUUUUAUGCCAUGACUCUUCUCACCGGGCUCUGGGCUGCCUGGAAAGCCAAAAAGAGUGAGAAGAACAAAAAGCAAACAGAGGUGGCUAUCGUGGGGGGUCGCAACUUGAAUGUAUUUGUUGGACUCUUCACCACCACUGCCACAUGGGUUGGAGGUGCCUACAUCAAUGGGACGGCAGAAAUUGUCUAUCUUCCCUCAAGAGGACUAGCGUGGGUCCAUGCUCCCUUAGGGUUUGCUGCAACCUUCAUUAUCGGAGCACUUUUUUUUGUCAAGCCCAUGAGGUCCAAAAACUAUGUGACAAUGAUGGAUCCGCUCCAGGAGACUUUCGGGAAUACAAUGGGGAGUAUUCUUUUCCUCCCGCCGCUGCUGGGUGACGUGUUCUGGUUUGCCUCCAUCCUGGCCUCAUUGGGAGCCACCGUGAGUGUGAUACUGGAUGUGAAAGGCUCCGUGUCUAUUAUUAUAUCAGCUUGCACGGUGAUAAUAUACACAUUGCUUGGGGGUUUGUAUUCAGUCGCCUACACGGAUGUGAUUCAGCUUCUCUUUAUGAUAAUCAGUCUGUGGAUUUGUGUACCAUUUGCUCUUCUAAACUCAGCAUCUGAAAACAUUGCUUACACAGCAGUGAAUGCAUUGUACCAAGCGCCGUGGAUUGGUAAAAUACAGCCAGGAUACAUUGGAAGAUGGCUGGAUGAUUUCGCAUACCUGAGCCUGGGAGGCAUUGCAUGGCAGACAUAUUUUCAGAGAGUACUUGCUGCUUCCUCUUCCAAGAAAGCCAUGGUCACAUCCUACCUUUCAGGGUUGCUUUGUGCUGUGAUGGGGGUUCCGUCUAUUCUGAUUGGUGCUAUUGCUGUCUCUACAGACUGGAACCAGACUAGCUAUGGCUUGCCAACACCCUAUGAGAGAAGAGAGUCGAACAUGAUAUUACCCCUGGUCCUGCAGUAUCUUUGUCCUACCUAUGUGUCUGUUGCUGGGUUAGGAGCCAUAGCAGCAGCUGUUAUGUCCUCUGCUGAUUCAUCACUUUUGUCGGCCAGCUCCAUGUUUUCGUACAACAUAUACAAAAGGUUGCUAAGGAAGAAGGCUUCUGAAAGAGAAGUCCUCUGGGUGAUGCGUCUCUCAAUGGUUCUGCUUGGAUCAGCUGGGACGGGCCUAGCGUUUCUGUCCAACUCUGUGUAUGACAUGUGGUUUCUCAGUGGUGAACUGGUGUAUGCGAUCUUGUUCCCGCAGCUUUGUUGUGCCCUCUUCAUCCCUGGCACCAACACCUAUGGUUCGGCAGCUGGCUUCAUACUUGGCUUUGUUCUGAGACUUCUGGGUGGAGAAAGUGCCUUGAAGAUCCCUCCUGUUCUCCAUUACCCAGGAUGCAUUCUUGUUGAUGGCGUCUUCAUACAGCAGUUUCCAUUCAAAACAUUCACCAUGACCGUGAGCUUGAUCACCAUUGUUGUCGUUUCUUAUUUGGCUGAGUUUUUGUUUAUGAAAAAAAUAUUGCCCCCUCAGCUGGAUGUCUGCAAUGUAUUUAGAAAAGAGACGUCUCGUCUGUCUCAACAGGAGUUGGAGGAACAGGCGAGUCUCCAAAAGACCUGACUACAGGGAAACCACUGCUAGCUGCCAUAUAUAUAUAAAUCUGACAUUAUUUUGCUCUACCCCGAUUAUUUGCUUUUAUUUAUCCUACCUGAUAAAACAUACAUAGGAAUAGAUAGACUAUACGGUCAUGUAUCAAUCAAACUGCUCCUUAACUUGACAGCAACAGGUAAACCAUUACCUAAAGGGCACCAGUACUCUAGAAAUAUAUAUAUAUGUAUAGUGUAGUGGCCUGUUGUGUUUUCUCUACAGUUAUCAUUUAUAGGAUUUAAAUAUAUAAAUAUGUGUGUCCAUGUGUCAUUAAAUCAAAGAUGACAAAGAAACAAUAAAAUAUAAUGAAGAAUAAUAAAGUGGGACAACAGGAGGGGAAAAAAUGGGGUCUGGAAAGAGCAGUAUCAGACUAGAGGCCUACCAGAAAUCCUUAGACAGCAGGCCCACCUUUCUUCGUCGACUCGACUCACACUCUCCUUUUCCUCUUUUCUUUUCAUACUAUUACCUUACUAAGUUUUUCCCUUACAGAAAUGGGGAGUGGACCUGAUAUAGGAAUAGAAAGUUGAAUGGUUGGGGGACCAGGAGGGCCCAUGGGGUAUUUUGACCCACCGGAUAUAUUCCUGGUAUGAUGGUGGGUCAGUCUGACAUUGAGAAGGAGAAGAGAAAGAGAUGAAAUGCAAAGCAGGAAGGUAUAGAGAGAAAGCAAAUGGAGAGAAAGAAAAGAAGUAAGAUUAGAGUGAAUCAUGGAUAAACAUAAGGAAAGAGGAAAAAUGAGAUCACAAAGAGGAAGAAGAUGAACAGCAAGAAGACAAAACAAUCAGGGAAGACAGCAGAUAGGAUGAAUGUAAAUAAACGUUUAAUUAUGGAUUUUGCAUCUCUUUACUAAGAAAGUAUAACCUAUUUUAAUACAUACGCAUUAUGGAUGUAAGGUUAUAUAUAUGAAUGUUUAUAAAGAAUGUAUUAUAAUAAAAGGCAUUUAUUGAGCUAAAAAGACCAAA
Molecule: messenger RNA, 2800 nt
Organism: Xenopus laevis (African clawed frog)
Lineage: Eukaryota; Metazoa; Chordata; Amphibia; Anura; Pipidae
Gene: slc5a7-like.2.L
Product: high affinity choline transporter 1
Exons: 8
Coding region: 105-1814 (569 amino acids)
Source: RefSeq, a predicted model, not a curated record